UUCCGGCUCGUUGUCUCAGUCGGACCGCAGUGGAGGAGCGUUAAAGCGUUAAAGAAAUGAAUGGGUACUAAAGCUGCACAUUUUGUCAUGAUUUAAGUAGAUAAACACGCGUGAAACAGGCCGCGGCUUCACCCAUGGAGUGUGACAUUUUGGACUCGCUAGAGCAGCUUGGCUAUGACGGCCCUCUGCUGGAGGAGAAGACGCUGCUCAGAGCCGCAGAGGGCGGCCUGCUGUCGCCCGAGUAUGUGGACCUCUGCAGGUGGCUGUCAGCCAGGUUAAAGCCGCUGUGUGACCUGGAAGAGAGCAUCACCUCAGGUCCAGAGGAUAUGGACAGCCUCCAGCUGGAGAUGAGUGGUCUGCUGAAGGAGCUGCAUUGUCCCUACGAAGUUUCAGGGAUUCUCAAAGGCACUGGGCAAAACACAAAAGAUCAUCUCAAGUUUGUCUUGUUUUUAAGCUCCGAACUUCAGGCGGCUCAGAUUGUGAGAAGCAGGCAAGUCUCUGAUAAACAAGACCAGAAUCCAGUGAAUCAGGAGCUCACUGCAGUCUGUGAGACACUGAAACUACCGGAGCCACAGGGACAGGAGACAGCAGGAGUUUUCUCUCAGGUUCAAAAUAAGGUUGAAAAGUUACUUAAAACUCUCCCCAGUGCCUCUGUUGGGAACCCAGUGCUGAAGAAAUCACUCAGUAGUGAACAGUGGGAAAAAUUACAAAGCAUCAAUGCAACUCUAUCGUCGGAGUACGAGUGUCGCCGCAGGAUGCUGAUCAAACGGCUUGAUGUCACAGUUCAGUCUUUUGGAUGGUCAGAUAGAGCCAAGGUGAAGGUGGACAGCAUGGCACGAGCCUACCAGCCUAAGAGACACUCUUUGAGGCCUCAGUCCUCUGUGGACAUGGCAGCACUGCUGGCUGCCAGAGAAGAUCUCUGCAAUGUGGUGAAGACCAGCAGUGGCUCCAGCAGGGAGAAGACUGCUUGUGCUGUCAACAAAAUCCUGAUGGGAAGAGUACCAGAUCGAGGAGGACGUCCCUCGGAGAUUGAAGCUCCACCUCCUGAGAUGCCUCCCUGGCAGAAAAGACAAGAUGGUGGAGGUGGUGGCCGGGGAGGACGUGGUGGUGGCGGGGGAGGACGUGGUGGAGGAGGCUGGGGACAAGGAGGACGAGGUGGUGGAGGAUGGGGGGGAGGAGGAGGAGGUGGUUGGAAAGGAGGUGGGUGGAAUCAAGGAGGACACAGCAGACAUGGAGAUUAUGGAGGACACAGUGGGCAUGGAGGAAAGAGAGGACGGUACCAGUAUUAGCUUCCUCUAAUUGUCUUUUUUAAAGUAGUACUAGUUUUUCAUAUGACCUCAACUGUUUUGUUUUUACGUCUGUGGAUGAGAAAACACUGAUGGGUGAUUGUCUGCAUUUAGUGGAAAAUUAGAUUCUUUUUAUUAAGUUUUACUUCUAUUUAAUCAGUGUUCAUUCUUUUUUUCCCCCUAUUCUUACCAGUGUUUACGUAAAAGUAGCAAUCACAACAUCAGUUUUCACUCAUAAUGGUGGCGCAAACAAAUACUGGGCCCAUAAUAUUGAAGCUGUGUUCUAAAUCGAGACUGCAGGUUUUGAUAAAAUGAAUUUCUAUGCUAACUCUGAAAUCCUACAUAGAGGGAUGUUUAGGUGUACAGUUAGUAUGUAGUAUUACAGGAAUGGAACACAUGCAUGCAUCUUGAACACUGCCUAGGACAAAUACCCAUGCUUCAGAACAAAGUACAAGUUUGUGAUUCUGCUACUUGUGCUUAUUAAAUAUGCACAGCUGGAAUAUUAAAAGACGGUUAGAUUGAAGGAUUAUUAUAAUUAUGACUACAAUCUGAAUGUGACCAUAGAUUAAGGAUAGUUCCUGGGUCUGUGUGGACUGGCUGGAACCACUUCUACCUGAGUACAAGGAGGACAACUACUAAGUCACACUGUAUUUCCAUAGGAGACUCCCGUUUUUAUUUUUUCCUUCUAGGAUCCUAGUUAUUUAUACCAUGAUGGGAAGCCCUUUCUGCUUGCUGUUUUUAAUUAAUAAAUCUUUCAAUUCUCAA
Archocentrus centrarchus (flier cichlid) is the source of this 2051-nucleotide messenger RNA. It is a transcript of the gene tslig3b, whose product is annotated as family with sequence similarity 98 member B. The record is from RefSeq and is a predicted model, not a curated record. The transcript is spliced from 8 exons. Gene Ontology annotation, cellular component: tRNA-splicing ligase complex. The coding region runs from base 135 to 1289 and encodes 384 amino acids. Lineage: Eukaryota; Metazoa; Chordata; Actinopteri; Cichliformes; Cichlidae.